AUGUUAAUAGAUACAAGAUGCCAUGCAAAUGAAGAAGAGAACUCUCAAAAUGAUGAUGACGACAGUGAUAUUCCUUUCGACUUGAUUGAAAUAAUUUUGGGACAACUUUUACUAAAAUUGCGUGACCGAGACAAUUUGGUUAGAUGGACAAGUGCUAAAGGAAUUGCUAGAAUAUGUGCUCGAAUUCCUUUGGAGAUGGCAGCCCAAGUCGUCUCAUCAAUUUUUAAAGACAUUUUUGACGACAAAACAGACUCAAAUGUUGCCAGUUCUUGGAUGGGUGGAUGUUUGGUAUUAGCUGAACUUUGUCGUCGUGGAUGUCUUUUGCCUGAACAAGUUCCAAAAGCUAUUUCACUCGUACUUUCACGUUCUCUUAUUUUUGAUUCAAACCAAUUUGGUAGUGUGCUAGCUUUAAAUAUUAGAGAUGCUUCUUGUUAUAUAUGUUGGGCAUUUGCUAGGGCUUACGAGGCAAAAUUUCUUCGACAACAUUUAAAACCUCUUGCUGGAACUUUACUUUCAGUUGCUUUAUUUGAUCGAGAAGUUAAUGUUAGAAGGGCGGCUAGUGCUUCAUUUCAAGAAAAUGUUGGCCGUAACGAUUCCUUUCCUCAUGGCAUUCCGGUACUUCAAUUGAUCGAUUUUGGUGAAAUUGCAAGAAUAAGGCACUGCUAUUUGGAAAUAUCUGUUGAGGUUGCUUCAUUCCCAGAAUAUGUCCAGCCAAUGCUUGAUCAUUUAGUUGAGUUGAAAUGCCGACAUUGGGAUGAAUCUAUAAGAGAAUUGGCUGCUGAAGCUUUACAAAAAUUGGCCCCUUUUGAUUUUGAAUAUUCCGAAAAUGAGUUACUUCCAAAAUUAUUUAAAAGAUUAAAUUCUUUGGAUUUAAAUGAAAAACAUGGGGCGUUUUUUGCUGUUGCUGGGUUAAUCGAAGCUUUGUCUUCUCGAAGGGAACAAGUGCUCAAAAAAUAUUCAGCUUUAUUAUUCGAUGCAAUUAAUGUCAAUUCAAUCCAAUUAAAUGAUCAUCGCAAAAAAGGUUUUUCGCUUAAUGCAAAAUCGUUGUGUAGAAUUAUUCGAGCUCUAUGUACUAUUGAAUGUGUUUUGGAUGUUGAACAGCUCAAUAAAUUUCACAAUAUUUUGGAUGCUGUAAUUGGUGAAGAAAACAAUCAAUUAUCAAUUUAUGCCCAACAAGCAUUUCCUAGUUUAAUGGCUUAUUAUAGAGGAAAUAAUCUUGAUCAAUUAUUGAAUAGGCUGAAAAAUAAAUAUUUUCCUGAGAUUGAAAAAUCAAACCAAACAACAGAAUCACUUUGUUGUUGCAAUAUUCGUCCACUUGCAUUUUUAUUACCUGAAUUUUUGGAUAUUAAUUUUGAUUAUAAAGAAGAAAAAGAAUUAUCAUUAUUAAAUAUGGUAAUUGAAAAAUUAAUUGUAGUUAUUCUCGACCAAAAAACACCAAAAUGGGUAUUUGCAAGAGUUGCUGCAAUAGAAACUUUAGUUACAGUUUUAAUAAAUCUCUCUACAUCAUCUUCAAAAAAUUUAUUAUAUUCUCAAAAAAUUUGUUGGCAAAAAAUAUUUGAUUCUUUAAAUAAAACAAGUGAUGAUUACACAACAACAACAAAUGGAAAUAUUGGAAGAUUUUGUAGAAGGGCGGCAAUUGAAGGAAUUGGGGAAUUGUUGCCUUUAAUAGUUAAUGAAGAAGGGAAAAUUUUAAUUUUACAAGAACAAUUAAAUUUAUCUAUUGGAAAAGUUAUUGAGAGAGCUUGUGAAUCUAUUGAUGAUUUACGUCAGAAAGCAAGUAAUGUACUUACAAAAUUGGUAACUUCAAUUGAUGGCAAUAAUCAUUCAUUAUACUUAAAUAUUCAAGAAUUUAAUUUACUUGAAAAAAUAUUUUAUUUAAAAAAAGAAGACAAAAAUAAUAAAGAAUUUUCAAGUAAAGAUUGGUUAACUUCUAAAGGUUUUGAACGGCUAUCUUUAUUAUUAAAUUCGACAACGUAUGGUAAUUUUGCAUUGUCUGGAUUUGUGCUAUCUGCUGGAAGUGUUUGUGCUUGGACAAUGGAAAAUGCAUUUCUUGCAAUUGUCUCAUAUUUAAAACCUCAUAAAAAGGAUAUAAAGUUUAUCGAGAAUUUCCUCAACAAUUUACUUUUAAUUAAUACAAAAAUUUCUGAACGUCAAAUUGAUCCUACACCUAUACUCAUUUUAUUUCGAAUGUUAUUUAAUGAUGGGCAGCUUAAAUGUUUGGAAGAAAGGCCGGAUGAUUCAAUUAUUUUUUCAAAUUUUUAUAAAUUGAUUUAUAAGUUAGCUACAACCAAAGGAAAACCAAAAGUUAAAUUAGAAGCAGUUUCUGCUUUGGGUUGUUUACUUCAAUUACCAUCUGACAGUAAAUUGUAUAAAAAUUCGUUAAAUGCGCUUCUUUUCUCACUACAAACCUCCCCCUAUGCUGCAAUUCGAGAAAAAGUAGCCUCUCAAUUAUUCGAAGCUUUUAGUCUUUUAAUUGAGGAGGAAGAAGAAAAACAAAUUAAUUUAGCUUUGGAAUUAUUAGCACAAACAGAUUGGAGUAAAUGGGGGGAUGAAAAAAUGAAUAAUUCUUUUUUGGAAAUUAAAAGGAUUUUGAUAGGGAUUUAA
This is a messenger RNA of Meloidogyne enterolobii, 2604 nucleotides long. NCBI's taxonomy places the organism in Eukaryota, Metazoa, Nematoda, Chromadorea, Rhabditida, Meloidogynidae. The record is from the annotation of a GenBank genome assembly.